This is a messenger RNA of Paramecium tetraurelia, 1155 nucleotides long. RefSeq lists its product as uncharacterized. Gene Ontology annotation, biological process: regulation of transcription by RNA polymerase II. Gene Ontology annotation, cellular component: nucleus. Lineage: Eukaryota; Ciliophora; Oligohymenophorea; Peniculida; Parameciidae. Gene Ontology annotation, molecular function: RNA polymerase II-specific DNA-binding transcription factor binding. The transcript is spliced from 2 exons. The record is from RefSeq and is a predicted model, not a curated record.
AUGUUUGAAUAGGAUUAUUAUAAGAGAAUUAUCGACAAGUAAUCAACCCCAAAUAGGUAAACAAUAAAUACAGCCAAGCCUUGGUUUCCACAAUUGAAGCAUAGAUUGGCUUUAAAAGAUUACGAUUACAAGUUUUUUGUGUUGCCUCCAAAUAAAAUGGUGUCACUAUUGAAGAAAUAAAAGAUCAAUGUGCCAUCAGAUGAGUAGAUUAGGGAAUUUUUGAGAAAUCACUCCCUCAAACAUAUUGUGUAAUAUGAUGCUGUGGACUUCAAAAAUGUCGAUAAGAUCUGUGCAUCAAAUAGUCCUUCCCCCUUGAUGAUAAAUAAAAAGAAUCGAAAACUCUUCAUGUAACAAAAUCCAAAUACAAAUUACAAACUGAUCGAACAAAAACCGUAGACAGCCCAAAAAGCAUUUGAUAGAUAAUCUUCAGUGCAGUUUAGUAAAGUGAGAGAGUUGAAAUCACAGCAAUUGGAAAUAAGACCGAAUCGGGAAAACCUGGAAAUAGACGUGAAAGGAAUUAAAAGGAAGAUGAGAAUACAUGAAAUUUCAGCCAAGUCUACUCCCAACAUAGAUGCCUAAUCCAACUUAAAAUUCUUUGCCUAAAGUAGUAGGAAGCGCAAUCGAAGAAGAAUAGAGCUUUUGAGACGUUCUUUGAAAAAGAUCAAACUUUUGGGAUUGUCGAUCAUAGAAGUGAUACAAAAGCAAGUAUUUAGUAAGAAAGCCUUUUCAAGUCAAUUUUCAAAGGAAUUUAUAUUUGCAUCCAAAUAAAAUAGACUUGAACAGAUGUAGAGUUUUUUAAUAACUCAUCCUUAUUUGGUGUUUCAAUAUGAUUAUUACAAUAUGACUGCCCUUCAUUGGGCAUGUAAAUACGGUUAUUUGGAUAUGGUAAGGAUGCUGUUGCACUACCACGCAGAUUUUGAUGCAAUAGAUUUGAUGAAUAGAACCCCAUUGAGUAUAGCAAUAAUGGAAAAUCAUUAGGAGAUAGUUAAAUUAUUGCUUACACACGGUGCCUAUCCUUGGAGCACUAGUUUAACUGAUCUGAAUGGUCCUCUGCAACGCAAUGCAGAGAUGAAGAGAAUAGUUGGGUUAGCAAGAAGAAUGCAACUCUUUACUAAAUGGAGCAGAUUAGAAUAACCUACUUUGUGUAUUUAUUGA